GCUCCUGCAAGAAAGUGAGCACGGAGCUCCUCGUUAGCAAGCCUCCCCUGCAGGUGUGACUACUUAACAUCAUCUGCUGCAGGUUGCCUGGUGGCUCUGAAACAAGGGUUAGAUCGCCGUGCUCGUCAAAAAAAAAAAAGAAGAAAAAAAGAAAAAGUAAAUGCCUCAGCUUGGUGACAUGUGAAUUUGACCUGCCUUUUGUGGCUCAUUUCUUUCCCUUUGCAGCGCCAUGCUGUCGGAAUACACCCUCCAAAUGUUGUUUGUCAAACAAGAUGCCGCGAGCUCCUACGACUUAAGGCGGCGUAUUCGAUGCCCGAAGAAAUACGGCGAAUCGACGAAGGAAAGGCGUUACAUGCUGGCACCCAGUCGUUUGGACGCGUCGCAUGAGCAGAAGGAAGCGGAUUGUGCGGAGAGGCGGCUGGACGACCGGUACGUAAGGAAUGCGGCGAUUGUUCCGGACCUCCGCGUGACGCCCGGUGACAAAGCAGGGAGCUACUCAGACGUCGUGUCGGCGAGUCGACCUUUGAUGAUCCACGGCUUUACGGUGGCAGAGUAUCGGCAGAUGUAUCAUUCGGUGGUGGAUCCCCUGCUGCUGAGUCCUGGCGGGAAGCUGCGGGCCUACAACCUGGAGCUGGGCCGCGCUAUUAAGGAGCAUCUGUUCAUGGAGCUGGCCUACCCCACCAUUCAGAUGUGUGAGCAGUCGUCUGGACAAGUGGAGGUGGCGGAGAGGUUUUGUCUGCUGCGUCCUACACCCUGCAUAGACCUGGACUGUAAUGGAUACUUGCCACAUUAAAGUCAGCUUUUUAAUUUG
This is a messenger RNA of Nerophis lumbriciformis (worm pipefish), 811 nucleotides long. The record is from RefSeq and is a predicted model, not a curated record. Lineage: Eukaryota; Metazoa; Chordata; Actinopteri; Syngnathiformes; Syngnathidae.